AGUCAGCGUGUAAACGAGUGUGCUCCUCCAUACAGUUGCGUACUGCUGCUGCAGCUCUCAGCGCAACUCCACUGCAUGCAACAUGGACACUACGAGCAGCGGCCAGCCGCGGAGGAUCUGAGCGCGCCUCGGGACCGCUGCUGACACGCGAUACGCCACACUGGGGCAAGGAUGAGGUGCCAUCCAGCAGCCGCACACUGGUAGGCGAGUCGUCAGUUGCCAGCGAUGUCAAAGACUCUGAAAAAGAAGAACCACUGGACGAACAAAGUCCACGAAGCGGUGCUCACCAGGAAUAAGGAGGGUGAGCUGGGGUUCGACUUGAAAGGGGGCGCCGAGAACGGCAAUUUCCCUUAUUUUGGGGAGGUGAAGCAGGGUGAGGUGGCCAUCCAGAGCGGCAAGCUGUCCCAGGACGAGCUGCUCUUGGAGGUCAACGAUACACCGGUGGCGGGGCUCACCAUCAGGGAUGUGCUGGCCGUGAUCAAGCACUGCAAAGACCCGUUCCGGCUGAAGUGCGUGAAGCAAGGAGGUGUUGUGGAUAAAGAUCUCCGGCAUUAUCUCAACCUACGGUUCCAGAAGGGUUCAGUGGACCACGAGCUUCAGCAAAUCAUACGUGAUAACCUCUACCUCCGGACUGUGCCGUGCACAACAAGACAGCCCAAAGAGGGGGAGGUCCCAGGUGUGGACUACAACUUUGUGAGCAUUGAGCGGUUUAUGGAAUUAGAGAAAAGUGGGGCUUUGUUAGAAAGUGGAACAUACGAAGAUAACUUCUAUGGCACGCCAAAGCCUCUUGCCGAACCCACGCCGAUGCUGUUUAAUGUGACGGACCAACUCUUGCCCGGUGCCCGACCCAGUGCAGAGGGAAAAAGGAAGAGAAAUAAGUCCGUCAGCAACAUGGAGAAGGACAGCAUUGAGCCACCAGAAGAGGAGGAGGAAGAGAGCCCCAUCGUCAAUGGCAACGGCAUCGCCAUCACACCAGAAUCGAGCGAACACGAGGACAAGAGUACUGACGCUUCCGGAGACGUGCCCGUCCAGUCAUGCCCACCCGAGACCCCCACCCUCACCGCCACAGAUGCCCCUGAGGAGGAAGGAGACACUCCCAAGUCCCCACAAGACUCCCAGGAGAAUGACGACAUGGGCCCUUUGCCAGAUAACUGGGAGAUGGCCUACACUGAGAAAGGAGAAGUUUACUUCAUAGAUCACAAUACCAAAACAACGUCAUGGCUCGACCCUCGACUAGCGAAGAAAGCCAAGCCCCCAGAGGAUUGUGAGGAAGAUGAACUUCCAUAUGGCUGGGAGAAAAUAGACGACCCUAUUUAUGGCAGUUACUAUGUUGACCACAUUAACAGAAGGACACAGUUUGAAAACCCCGUCCUAGAGGCCAAACGAAGGAUCCAACAGCAACAGCAAAUGCAAAGUCAAGGUCUAUCGGCGUUGCCAUUGCCCACAAUAUAUAGAGAAAAGCCUCCAUUUACGAGGGACGCCACACAACUCAAAGGGACGUUCCUCACCACGGUGCUGCAGAAGAGCAAUAUGGGAUUCGGCUUCACCAUCAUUGGUGGGGACGAGCCGGACGAGUUCCUACAGGUCAAGAGCGUCAUACCUGAUGGACCUGCUGCCCAAGAUGGCAAGAUGAACACAGGUGAUGUGAUCGUCUACAUCAAUGACAUCUGUGUUUUGGGCACCACCCAUUCUGAUGUGGUGAAGCUUUUCCAGUCAGUCCCCAUUGGCCAGAGCGUCACCCUGGUGCUGUGUCGAGGUUACCCUCUCCCUUAUGACCCAGAAGACCCCUCCGCUAGCUCCUCCAUGCCCCCUGUGGGCCUAGUGGAUCACCCGUUGCUGCUCAAUGGAAGGAACAACUAUGAAAAUUACAUGGAGUACAUGUCUUUGACUGGCCGCUUAAUACCCGAACACGGCGAGGGCCUUACCCCACAUCCCCAUCCUGGAGACACACACCUGGACGGCUCGCAGCCUCCAUCCCUGACCACACCGGGACCCCCACCUGAUGACAGCGUCUCCAUGGCCUCAUCCUCAGGAGCAACUGCCGGGGCUCAAGUGGCCCCUGAGCUUCUGAGUCUCACUAUAACCAAAGGUGCAGAGGGUUUCGGGUUCACCAUAGCGGACAGUCCCACAGGGCAAAGAGUCAAACAGGUUCUGGAGCCGCAGGGUUGUCCGGGGUUAUGUGAAGGAGAUUUGAUGGUGGAGAUUAAUCAGAAGGGUCUCCAGGGACUCAACCACACACAGGUGGUGCAGCUGCUCAAGGACUGUCCAGUGGGAAGAGAGGCUACGCUUGUCAUUCAGAGAGGAGCAGCAGCAGCAGGAGAAAUUUUGAGGAAUGUGUACACUGCACUUUGCAAUACAACGAUUGCACAUAGCGACCAAGGGCUGUCCAAAGCAUCACAACCUGCAUGUUCCAAGUCUUCUGAAGCCAUGACAGCUUUAGGCCUCUACACACCCUGGGAUCCCACAAAACAGUGGGAUCCUCAAGGAAGCCCCCAGACCAGCUUGUCAGUUGCUUUGCUCCCCCAUGGUGCUCCACAUCCCGGCCAGCCGCUCCAUCGCUCCUCUGUUCCGGACACAGAGGCCUUCCACCUGGGCAAGCCUGACCCCUAUGACCUCUAUGAGAAGUCACGUGCCAUUUAUGAAAGCAGACGUGUGGAGUAUCAGGAAGUGGAAGUGCACCUGCUGCGUGAGAAGACUGGCUUUGGCUUUAGGAUCCUGGGUGGAGACGAGGCGGUGCAGGCUGUGAGUCCGGAGGCCCGUGACAAGAUUGUGAUCGGAGCAAUCAUAGAGAACAGCCCUGCGGAGCGCGACGGCAGACUGCGUCCGGGAGAUGAGCUGGUCUCGGUUGACAGGAUGCCCGUGGCGGGGAGACCACACCGCUACGUCAUCGACCUCAUGCACGCGGCGGCACGAAGCGGACAGGUCACCCUGACUGUAAGGAGGAGAGUUCUGCUGCAGCAGGGCCAGCCAUGUGAGGAAAACGGUGCAGCAGCCAAUCAAAGCAAUUCUCCCCGGGGUCAUGCAGUGUGCCCGGUCAACUUGCCCCCCACCACUGAUGUAGUUAUCCACCGUAAGGAAAGCGAAGGCUUUGGCUUUGUCAUCAUCAGCUCCCUCAACCGUCCAGAGACCACAAACACAAUAACUGUGCCACAUAAGAUCGGCCGCAUCAUCGAGGGCAGUCCGGCUGAUCGCUGUGGGAAGCUGAAAGUUGGUGAUCGUAUUAUGGCCGUCAACUGUCAGUCUAUUAUCAACAUGCCUCACGCUGACAUUGUCAAGCUGAUCAAAGACGCUGGACUCACUGUCACCUUGCACAUCAUCCCAGAAGAAGAUGUAAACGGUGCUCAUUCGGCCCCUACAUCAGAGAAGCAGAGUCCCAUGGUGGCCCAGAAGCACAGCCCUCAGACUCAGUCCAGCCCAGCAGCCCAGCAGAGCCCGACCAUGGCUCAUCCCAGCCCACCAGCCCCCCACCCCAGCCCGGCCACCACACAGCCCAGCCCCCUGCUGAUGGAGCCGGGCCCUGGAGCUCCACACAGCAGCCCACCAGUGACUCAAAGCAGUCUGCCUGUGAGUCAGGCCGGCCUGGAAGCCAUGCAGUCAGGCUCAGCGGUGACUCAGGCUGCUCCUGUUGUGGAUCCGGGCAUGCCGGGAGUUCAGCCCACCUCCAUCGGAUCAGUGCCGGUACCGCCACAGCUGUACCUUCAUGACACCAGGUCAGAGGUUAAAGCCAGGCAGGAUGUUAAGCCUGAUAUCUGCCAAGCUGCAUAUACAGACUACAGACAGCCUCCGGUGGACUACAGACAUCCUCCUGUAGCAGACUACAGACAGCCGCCCACCAUGGAGUACAGACACCCACCUGCUCUGAUAGACUACAGACAGCACUCCAUCGCCGAUUACAGACCACAGGACUAUGACUACUUCACUGUGGAACUGGAGAAAAGUGUGAAGGGAUUUGGCUUUAGUAUCCGGGGAGGACGGGAAUACAAGAUGGACCUGUUUGUGCUGAGACUGGCGGAGGACGGACCUGCGAUCCGCAACGGCAGAAUGAGGGUUGGCGAUCAGAUUAUUGAAAUUAACGGUGAGAGUACGAGAGACAUGAGUCACACGCGCGCCAUCGAGCUCAUCAAGGCCGGCGGUCGUCGAGUACGUCUGCUGUUGAAAAGGGGCACGGGACAGGUGCCGGAAUAUGGAAUGGUACCUACCAACCUUACCAUGUGCAUGAAAAGCGACACUCUAGCCUCACCCUAUUUCUUCAUAAUGGGACACUCUAAAGACACGACAGUGCCGCCUCCCGGAGUGCUGUCUCUCCAGCCGCCCCUGCCUUGUCGGAAGUAGGCUCACCCCGCUAGUGUGACACUCGCCCUUCGCCGUCAUCUCAUCCAGCCUCAAACCCUGGACUUUCAGUGGCAUUCUGUGACAGUCUGGACCAAUCACGGCGCCCCUUGUGGCCAGUUUUGUGGGGCUUUGCCCGCAGAACGAAGGGUGGCAGGUCCACCUGUAAGAGCUGUGCUUUGAACAGCCUAAAAAAUGGAGGAGAUGGAUCAUAAAAGUCGAAAAUAUUAAGAACAGAUGGAGACACAUCAACCUCAAAUGGAUUGUUGCAUCCAACUUGCUUUUCAUAUAGACUUUGAUCCAAGUUUGUUUUUCAUUUUUCCGGACGAUCCAGAUGAAUGGCAGCCAAAGACGCGUGGCUCGCCCUCGCUGUUUAAUUCUGGAUCCAGAGCGGAAACUUCUCACAGGGGAACGAGCCGAACUUUCAACACCUCGUUCUUCCAUCCGGUGGACCCGAGCUCACUUUAUUUGUUUAUCAUGUAGAGGUUGUUUAUUUUUUGUAUAAUUUCAAGACGUUCGUACCAAUCCCCUAGCGAUGCCGGGGGUCAAAUAUCGCAAAUAUAUGUGUAGCAUGAAAAGAGAUUUCCGAAGAAACACACUAACUUGUUGAGUUGAGAACUUCAACAUUUCAGUAUUGCGUUUCGUUAUAUGUCUGAUGGGAAAAAACACACCAUAGACAUUGUGAAACACUGACAGUAAAUAUAAAGGGAGACAUGAUGGAGAUACAAGGGUAAGUAUCACGCCGACCCAUUCGGCCUGAAUUAUGGGAGGCAAAUGCAUAUCAAUCAUCAAAUCUGCCGUAUGGACGUACCCCUUUAGAUCCCAAGACAAUAUGUUACAUUAGUAUGGUUCAGUCGAUGAAUUCCACACCCAGCCAAAUGUUCGGUUACAUUGCGAACUGAACCGAAGAAGGAGCGAGGAUGUUUUCGAAGCCUCAGUACAUCAUUCUGGCCUCAUUGUCCCUGUACUGUGUGCCACCACUGUGGAUUUGGGGUGCCAUCUUACACCUCACAAGCUUCAUUCCCAUGUCUCCGAUGGCUCUGUAGUUCAUGGAAGCUAAUUAGCGGAGCUAAUUAAAAAAAGAUGGUUUUUCAGGACAGUUUGGUCUGAGACUAGGAGACAUGUAGUCUUUCACCGUGUCCUAACCAAGUGCGACAUGACAAAUAAUUUGCCUGUUCGCUCCGAACGUGAAAAUGCUGUGUAAUGCAACAAAAUCACACCCAGUCAGAACUUAUUUGUCAUGUAGUACACAGCAAUGUGGAUUUUGGACCAAUAAGAUGUAACUAUGGGCAGGGCUACAUACAAAUAAAUUUGGGUUUUGGACCAAUAAGAUGGCAGUGGGCGGGGCUACAUACACAAAUUGGCAAAAUUUCCUGCCGCUUGUUACAGUUGCGUCUAGUUAGGACAAAAAGUCAACAUGAAAUCAAAUUUGACUCUAUUUCUAAUGCACAUUCCUGAUCAAGAUGUGCAUGAUAUUUUGGUAUCAUACCGGUUAUUGGUUGAUAUUGGAUAUUUAAUUUUGCGUUUUGAUAUUUAAAAUGCUAAU
Molecule: messenger RNA, 5875 nt
Organism: Sinocyclocheilus anshuiensis
Lineage: Eukaryota; Metazoa; Chordata; Actinopteri; Cypriniformes; Cyprinidae
Product: membrane-associated guanylate kinase, WW and PDZ domain-containing protein 2-like
Exons: 24
Coding region: 226-4332 (1368 amino acids)
Biological process (GO): signal transduction; receptor clustering
Cellular component (GO): cell-cell junction; dendrite; cytoplasm
Molecular function (GO): signaling receptor complex adaptor activity; type II activin receptor binding; beta-1 adrenergic receptor binding
Source: RefSeq, a predicted model, not a curated record